GGAGUAAGAGGGAAGUGAGAAGCUGGGGUGGGGCCGGCUGGGAGGAAGAGCUGAGGCAGAAGCGGGAGGAAGAGGAGUGUGGGAAGGUGUGAGCAGGACUCGGGCCUGGGUGGUGGCCCCUGGGAAUAGGGCUGGCUGCCAAAGUCCAGAAACAAAGCCGGGAGCGGUGCUCCCUCGUCUGCUGUCCCUGGCGCCGUGCGCUAGGCUCCAGAUCUGAGACCAGCAUGUAUACCCCCGUCUCCCAGAGCUCUCCGUUCCCAGCCUCGGUGCAGGAUCCUGGCCUGCACAUAUGGCGCGUGGAGAAGCUGAAGCCGGUGCCCGUGGCACGGGAGAACCAGGGCGUCUUCUUCUCGGGGGACUCCUACCUCGUGCUGCACAACGGCCCGGAAGAGGUCUCCCACCUGCACCUGUGGAUCGGCCAGCAGUCGUCCCGGGACGAGCAGGGCGCAUGCGCCGUGCUGGCCGUGCACCUCAACACGCAGCUUGGGGAGCGGCCGGUGCAGCACCGGGAGGUGCAGGGCAAUGAGUCGGACCUGUUCAUGAGCUACUUCCCACGCGGCCUCAAGUACCAGGAAGGCGGUGUGGACUCAGCGUUUCACAAGACCUCCCCUGGGGCCGCCCCGGCUGCCGUCAGGAAGCUGUACCAGGUGAAGGGGAAGAAGAACAUCCGUGCCACCGAGCGGGCGCUGGGCUGGGACAGCUUCAACACCGGGGACUGCUUCAUCCUCGACCUGGGCCAGAACAUCUUUGCCUGGUGUGGCAGCAAGUCCAACAUCUUGGAGCGCAACAAGGCGAGGGACCUGGCCCUGGCCAUCCGGGACAGCGAGCGGCAGGGCAAGGCCCAGGUGGAGAUUGUCACCGAUGGGGAAGAGCCUGCGGAGAUGAUCCAGGUCCUGGGCCCCAAGCCUCCUCUGAAGGAGGGCAACCCCGAGGAAGACCUCACAGCUGACCAGACGAACGCCCAGGCCGCGGCUUUGUACAAGGUCUCAGAUGCCACGGGACAGAUGAACCUGACCAAGGUGGCCGACUCCAGCCCCUUUGCACCGGAGCUGCUGGUGUCCGAUGACUGCUUUGUGCUGGACAAUGGGCUGUGUGGCAAGAUCUACAUCUGGAAAGGACGGAAAGCCAAUGAGAAGGAGCGGCAGGCGGCCCUCCAGGUGGCUGAGGGCUUCAUCUCCCGCAUGCGGUACGCACCCAACACUCAGGUGGAGAUUCUGCCCCAGGGCCGGGAGAGUCCCAUCUUCAAGCAAUUCUUCAAGGACUGGAAAUGAGAGCACCCUUGUCCUCUUCCCCGGCUGCCCCCUCCUGCCUGCUUUGCCCUCCUCUGGCUGCAUGGUCAGUGCUGAGGCGCCCCCUGCGGAUGUUCAAUAAAGCAAAUGAGAACUUUCCCAGCCCUUCCUGCACUGCCCAUCC
Molecule: messenger RNA, 1413 nt
Organism: Lepus europaeus (European hare)
Lineage: Eukaryota; Metazoa; Chordata; Mammalia; Lagomorpha; Leporidae
Gene: CAPG
Product: capping actin protein, gelsolin like
Exons: 10
Coding region: 225-1271 (348 amino acids)
Biological process (GO): actin filament severing; barbed-end actin filament capping; actin polymerization or depolymerization
Cellular component (GO): cytoplasm; actin cytoskeleton
Molecular function (GO): phosphatidylinositol-4,5-bisphosphate binding; actin filament binding
Source: RefSeq, a predicted model, not a curated record